CGGUGGGCCUUGGGCAGCGCCUCCGCCUCUGAACGCCACCUUGCGACGGGGAGGCGCUCUGGUUCCCAUGGCGCCGCCGCCGCCGCCGCCGCCGCCGCCCUUUCGCACCUUGGAAGCCCGCGGCUCCUCCUGCACGGUCGGCUGCUUUCUGAUUUCUGUCUCGUGCCUUGAAGCACACACUGAAUUUGGGCAAUGAAGGCCAACCUACUGCAAGCUGCACCACCCAUGAGCAGAGGCAGAAUCAUCUCCCACUUCCCAAAGUGGUAUACUCCCGAGGCCUGCCUUCAGUUCAGAGAUCACUUCCACGCCCAGGUGAGGAGCGCCUGUCAGCGAGGGAACUCGGGAGCUGUUGGGCUAAAAAUAUCGAAAGUGGUUGUGGUGGGAGAUCUCUAUGUUGGAAAAACAAGCCUCAUCAACAGGUUUUGUAAAGAUGUUUUUGACCGGGAUUACAAGGCAACCAUUGGAGUGGACUUUGAAAUUGAGCGUUUUGAGAUAGCUGGGAUUCCAUACAGUCUCCAGAUAUGGGAUACAGCCGGCCAGGAGAAGUUCAAGUGCAUUGCAUCUGCAUACUACAGAGGAGCAGAAGUGAUUAUAACGGUCUUUGAUUUGGCCAAUAUCCAGACUUUGGAUCACACCAAACAGUGGCUUGAAGAUGCGCUGAGGGAGAAUGACCCAGGCUCCAGCUUCAUCUUUCUCGUUGGAACAAAAAAAGAUUUAGUGUCUGAUGCUGCCUGUGAGCGAACAGAACUGGACGCCAUCCAUCUUGCCAACGAAAUGCAGGCGGAGUAUUGGUCUGUUUCAGCCAAGACAGGGGAACAUGUCAAGGAUUUUUUUUCCCGAGUUGCUGCCUUGGCCUUCGAAAAGUCUAUGCUGAUGGAACUGGAGAGGAGCAACAGCCGAAUGGCCCAGAUUGGCGCAGGAAACCUCAUCAAAAUAGAAGGAAACUCGCCGGAGGCUCUGGAAGCCAACCCGCAAGCCAGCCCAGGUUGCUGCUAGUGGCCAGCUGUGGGUGCGAGCCUCUGGCCUCCUGGAGGAUUCCCCUAAGGGCACCGCAGGACCCUGGAAGGAGGAGGAGGAGGAGAGGGGAGAAGCGCCGCUGCAGCCUCAACCCUUUGCUUUGGCCAGCCUGCCUUCAGUGGAACCACCUCCUCUGUUGGGGAAAUUCCACUUUCUGGCUCCCGUCAUGGGAAAUGAUCCGCCUUUUCCGGGGGGAGGGGGGUUAUUGGCCCAGCCCCUCCCUCCCUCUCCCUCCACCCUGUUCUAUGCUCGCAAAGCCUGCUUCUGUGGCAAGGGCCGGCCUUGGGUGCAAGAGGAGAGGGUGGAUGGGCCUGUGGGAUGCGCGAGGAUUUUGUGCCCCUUGGUGCAUCUAGGCGGACCGGCCUUCCUCAACCUGGUGCCCUCUGGAUAUUGUGGGCUGCAGCACAGAAAGGUCAGCUGGGGAGCAUGCCAGCCUUCUCCAACCUGGUGCCCUCCAGUGUUUUGGACUGCUGGCUGUCGCUGAAGGGAACCAUCAUCUAAAACAGGCGUAUUGGCUGAGCUAGUGGGAGCUGUGGUCUUGGCAGCUUCAGAUCCUUCUCAAGCUGGAUCCCUGGUUAACCGUGGUCAACAAGAGGGCUGACACCAUCAUGGUUAAGACCAGCAGGAGGAAUGUACUGGGCGGGGGGGGGGGACUGGCGGAAGGCAGCAUGGAGUCCUGCGGCCCUCCCCAGAUUGUGGCCAAGGGGCAGCCUGAGUUGUUAUUCCAUGCUGGCCCAGGGUGAAUGGCGGGUUGCCCUUCCUUCUCUGUAUUGCUCCAAACUGAAGAAAGCCCUCACUUCACUGACUGCCUUGGGCAUAAGGAGCUGUUUAUUGUCAUGUCAGUCAUGGUAUUAAACAUGCAUUUUGAUUUC
Rhineura floridana is the source of this 1889-nucleotide messenger RNA. It is a transcript of the gene RAB36, whose product is annotated as RAB36, member RAS oncogene family. The record is from RefSeq and is a predicted model, not a curated record. Lineage: Eukaryota; Metazoa; Chordata; Lepidosauria; Squamata; Rhineuridae. The transcript has 11 exons. The coding region runs from base 193 to 996 and encodes 267 amino acids. Gene Ontology annotation, molecular function: GTP binding; GTPase activity.